UUUGGUGGGGUUCCCACCCUUACUCACAAAAACUGCUAUAUAAUGCGAUUGUCCGGAGCCAUUUCGAUUAUGCUGCCUUCAUUAUAGACCCUUGCAAUAAAGCAGCUCUGGAGAAAAUUGACAAAGUGCAGUACAAGUGCCUUCGCAUAGUUUCAGGUGCGAUGAAAUCCUCCCCUACCAAUGCCCUCCAGGUUGAGUGUGUUGACCCUCCUCUCUCACUUCGGAGACAAUACUUAUGUGAUCGGUUUUUCUUUCGAAUCUGGCAAUCUAACUCCCAUCCUUUGUUGCCCAAACUUGAUAUCCUUAAGCGUCUGUGUAAUGCUCAAGAAACCCAUGGACUUUCCUAUCUACUAAAAACUUAUAUCUUUUCUUCUAACCUCCCCCACCCUACAUCCAAAUUUAGUAUUUACCCUCUGUUUGAUGUUCCUUACGACGCCUUAGUUUUUCAGCCCAAUGUAGUAAUGGAUUUAGGUAUCAGUAAAGACUCUCCUGCCGCUGAAAAAGCUCUAAGUGCGAAACUCAAUUCAGAGUGGCCAGGCUGGCUCCCCAUAUUCACUGACGCAUCCAAACUCUCCGAAAACAGCAACGUGGGUUUGGCCGUAUGGCUGCCCAAGUACAAAGUUGCACUCAGUUUUAAGCGUCCCCCUGAGUCCUCGGUCUUCACGGGCGAGGCAACAGCUAUUCUCGAGGCGCUUCUGUACGCUGAGUCACACAAACUUAACAAAACUAUUAUCCUUUCUGAUUCGGCCAGUUCAUUACAAGCAAUUAUUUCCUUUCCCUUUAAAUCCAAAUCCAAAUUCCCUAUCAUUUUAAAAAUUAGAGAAACCCUAUUCCGUUGCAUGACUCAGGGUAUAGAAGUAGCUAUCGCUUGGAUACCUGGGCACAGUGGUAUUAUUGGUAAUGAGUGUGCAGAUUCCUUUGCUAAGGAUGCCGUUAGCUUGGGCCUGGACACUCAUUACCAAAAUUUUGCCCAUGACCUUGCCUCGCUCGCAGGACCGAGGCUGGAUAGAUCCUGGAAAGUGUCCUGGGACACUUCUAGGAAUUUUAAAGGUUUUAACUGUGUAAAUAGUCUAAAAUAACCGUAACGACUGCUUUCCAAUACUGUGAGCAUUGGUCACGUGACUCUGGCCCAGUUAGCCGUGUUAGUCACACACGGCAAAGAGCCAUUCAACCAAAAUUGAAUUGAAUUUAUUUAACU
This is a messenger RNA of Plutella xylostella (diamondback moth), 1198 nucleotides long. NCBI's taxonomy places the organism in Eukaryota, Metazoa, Arthropoda, Insecta, Lepidoptera, Plutellidae. The record is from RefSeq and is a predicted model, not a curated record.